Penicillium verhagenii is the source of this 1092-nucleotide messenger RNA. RefSeq lists its product as uncharacterized. The transcript has 4 exons. The coding region runs from base 1 to 1092 and encodes 363 amino acids. Gene Ontology annotation, molecular function: arylformamidase activity. Lineage: Eukaryota; Fungi; Ascomycota; Eurotiomycetes; Eurotiales; Aspergillaceae. The record is from RefSeq and is a predicted model, not a curated record.
AUGCUCCCAGCCCAAUGGCCCCCCUUCUCAGAACUCCCCCUCGACAAGUCCGGGCCCCCAGGUAACGCAUGGGGCCUAUUCGGCGCCAACGACCAACUAGGCAUGCUGAACCACCUCACGCCCGAGGUCGUCGCGGCCGCCGCAACCGAGAUCCAGACUGGGAUCCGGGUCUCACUGGACUGGCCGCUGGAUCGACCUUCUUGCCCGACGGAUGAGCGCAGGGUGUUUGAGCAUCGGAUCGUGCAUUAUGCGGAUGUGCCGAUGAAUGAUGAUGAGGUGCAUAUGAAUACGCAGAGUAGUUCGCAGUGGGAUGGGUUUCGGCAUUUUGGUCCAUAUGCGCUUGUAGCGUAUCGAUCCGGGCGAUUCUACAACGGCCACGUCCAAGCCGAUUUCAACGACAAGAGCGUCCUAGGAAUUGACCCCCGAUACCUCGCCCAAUCCCACUCGGCCAGGCUUAAGCAUUCCAUUCAAAUGAACCCGCGAACCCGCGACCAGAAUUCCGCUCACGACCCCAACCUCUCUUAUGUAGAAUGGACGCAAAACGGCGGCAUAAUCGGGCGCGGAAUCCUAAUCGACUACGCCGACUGGGCCAAGCGCAACAACCAAGUUCUCCACCCGCUCGAAUCGGGCCGCGUCAGAAUCCAAGAUAUCCAAACGAUCAUUCGCGAACAAGGGAUCCAGAUCCGGACCGGCGAUAUCCUCUUCCUCCGCGUCGGAUUCACGGACGCAUACAACCGCCUCACGGAAGCCGAGCAAAGAACGUACCCCUCGCGCCAGCCUGGCGGGUUACUUGGGCUUGAAGCGACGAGCGAGUCGUUGCGGUGGCUGUGGGAAUCGAGGUUUGCGGCUGUUGCGGGUGAUUCGCCUAGUUUUGAGCGGGCGCCGCUUGACGGGCCGUUUAAUGGGCCGGAUGUCUCGGUUCAUCAGUGGGCGUUGGCGGGGUGGGGAUUGCCGUUGGGGGAGAUGUUUGAUUUGGAGGAGUUGAGUGUUGUGGCGAGGGGGUUGGGGAGGUAUUCUUUCUUUUUGACGAGUGUUCCUAUUAAGGUUCCUGGGGGAGUUGCGAGUCCGCCAAAUGCGGUGGCUAUUUUUUGA